CACAUACAUAAAGGUCACGCAGGGGGCCUCGUCUCUUCAGUCUCUAAAAACAGCUGCGAAAACACACACCCGUCUUCAUGGGAGCAGCGCAGAGGGGGAAGCAGUCAUUAAGAUCAGCAGGCCCGACUUGGAACCUGAGCUCGGACACAGAGACAGUUUAACAGUGUGUGUGUGUUUGUGUGUGUGUGUGUGUGUGUGUGUGGAAGGCAGACGAGCAUCUUUCAUCAACAAGAUUUGGACUUGGAUUUCACUGCUACUUGUGCAGAAUAUCAUUUCUGGGCGAACACUUUGAAUACACAAAGUGAACGAGACAGCGAGCAGCCAGAGAACAUGGGGAACUGCCCCAUCGGAAGCCGAUCCAAUCUGACAAUCUUAGAAAAUCCACCUGAAACCGGAUCACCACCCUCCCAAGACAGUGUGCUCGUGUCCCUCUGUGACUACCCGUCCUUUGAGCACACAGGGUUGACCAUGUGCGUCGGGGAGCGGCUCACCGUCAUGUCUGACGACGGUGAUUUCAUGAUGGUGAGAUCCACAACCACGGGCCGGGAGAGCUACGUUCCCUCCAACUACACAGCCAGGGUGGCACACAGGUGGCUGUUCACAGGCAUCGGCAGGUGUAAAGCAGCGGAGCUGCUCAUGCCGCCUAAUAACUACAGUGGAGCCUUCUUGAUUCGAGAGUCAGAGACAAACAAAGAUUGUUACUCGCUGUCUGUCCUGAUGAGGACCAACUCUUCGUACCUGGACUGUGUCAAGCACUACCGCAUCUCUCACCUCCAAAAUGGCUGGGUGUACAUAUCCCCGGGAGUCACCUUCCCCACCCUGCAUCACCUGGUGGAACACUAUUCAGAGUCUGCAGACGGAUUGUGCUGUCGGCUGACGGAGCCUUGCUUCAUCCAGGGGUUGGACGACGCCAGAGAGGCCCGGCCCGUGCCUACAGCUAUCAGGAGGCCUACUAUCAACUGGAAGGACAUUACCAGGUCAGUGAUCUUCGGGAGGAUGAGAACCGAGUCCGACAACUCUGUGGUGAGCGAGGGCCUGAGGGAGGCCAUCGCCUCCUACCUCCAAAUGACCGAUGGCAACGACCACAGCUGGGAGACCUGAGGAGAGACAGCGGAUCAGUCCGAGAGAAAGAAGUCGGUCGGGUGUAAUGGAGUCAGACAGCGUCCCGUCUCAUCUGCAGCGUGGGCCGGCCACUGGAAGAGGGCCCUCUGUAGACUGUGCAGACCGCCCUGGAGGGCUGAGACACUACAACGUGAGGAGCUGUGACAUGUAAAGAAGACCGCUUCCAUCACACAGGAGGGGAGAGGACAUUUAAAGUCAUCGACAUGUGUGUUCUCAUUUGAAUGUUUCUCUUAAUUUAUAUACUAAUAUGUGCACAUGCUGUUUGAAUACAAUCGGAAAAUGAUGUGUUAAUUAUUUCGUAAUAGGAUUGUUGUCAUGGUUAUUGGAAUCCAAUAAAUAAAUACAAAAGUUGA
Molecule: messenger RNA, 1475 nt
Organism: Cyclopterus lumpus (lumpfish)
Lineage: Eukaryota; Metazoa; Chordata; Actinopteri; Perciformes; Cyclopteridae
Product: src-like-adapter 2
Exons: 8
Coding region: 331-1101 (256 amino acids)
Molecular function (GO): protein binding
Source: RefSeq, a predicted model, not a curated record